UGGGAGGAGUGCAGGGAUGGGCAGGGGAUGAUGGGUUGUGGGGAGAAGAGGCUGUGGCCGCAGGUGGAGUAGAUGUAGAAUUUGUGGCAGCACAUGAUGGUGUUGGUUAUUGUUGUUGCAGUGUUGAAAGACUACGCAUGGCAAGAUGGCUCGUGAGUGUAAUACUCGCAAUCCGAUGGUCUCGACAUGACGACUUGAUUGCUCUUUGUCAAGCCGGAUGCGCGGGUGCGGACAAAGACAUGUCGGUAUGAGAGCUGUCUUUGUCUGAAGACCUCGCCGUCUUGGGCGAUGUUCUUUCAACACCAGCGAAGAAGACCAGCUCCACCACGUCGUCGUUGCUCAUCGCUUUUGCACGUCUGACAAACCAUCAUUAAGGCACUUCACUGGUCUGGAGCAAUGGCCGGGAAAGUCAAGUACAAACCCAUGCCCCGUCAUACACACCCAGCGCACAGAAAACUGGCCAUCCGCUCAGCACAAGCGCCGCCUUCUCCUACCGCAAUCACCACCACUUCCCCCUUGAAUGCCACCAACACGACAGUGUACCCAAAACUAACAACCGCCGGAAUCGUCUGGCUAACAAUCCUAUCGACAUUCGUCAUCGUGUCGAUCGUCACCGUUUGCUGGCUGCUCUUGCGCUGUCGAAGAGGCGCAGCAAGAAAGCAACGACACCCCAAUGGACACCGGUAUCAUCCCUCGCUCGAGGUGAGCGAUGGUCGGAACGAGUUCGCGGUCUGGAAUAAGAAUGCGAUGGACAGACGGAGUAUGCUGGCACAGCCGCAGGCGAUUGCUAUGGGCAUUAGGAGGGAGCCGCAUCCUGGAGUGCCCGUCAUUAUCGAUGAGGUGCACGGGAGGCCGGAAACGGGAAGAAAGAGAAAGGGGAGAUACUAUGGUGGUGCUGCUGCGAGUGGAGGGAACCGGGGAACUUGGGGAGAGGCAUGGAAGAGAUUUAGCCAGAUUGGGAAAGCGUAUUGAGAGGUGUUAUUGCUGGUGGAGUAGAUACAAUCCCGUCAUGACCAUCAUUGAUCUGAUGUAAUGAAGAAUGAGAGCG
Molecule: messenger RNA, 1048 nt
Organism: Neohortaea acidophila
Lineage: Eukaryota; Fungi; Ascomycota; Dothideomycetes; Mycosphaerellales; Teratosphaeriaceae
Exons: 1
Coding region: 397-972 (191 amino acids)
Source: RefSeq, a predicted model, not a curated record